Messenger RNA from Rhea pennata, 2562 nucleotides. RefSeq names its product RNA polymerase III subunit D (gene POLR3D). Gene Ontology annotation, molecular function: DNA binding. Gene Ontology annotation, biological process: tRNA transcription by RNA polymerase III. Bases 41 to 1249 code for a protein of 402 amino acids. The record is from RefSeq and is a predicted model, not a curated record. NCBI's taxonomy places the organism in Eukaryota, Metazoa, Chordata, Aves, Rheiformes, Rheidae. Gene Ontology annotation, cellular component: RNA polymerase III complex. The transcript is spliced from 8 exons.
GGGGGCCCCUGACCCUUCCCCCUCGCAGGUGACCGCUGGGAUGGCGGAGGGGAGCUCGGGCGGCGAGGGCAGCACGCCGGGCAGCGUGCGCCCGGGACUGCCCGGGGCGCGGGGGCUGCUCGGGAGGCGCCCGCCGGCCCCCCUCAGCCCCGGGCGCCUGCCCUCCAUCCGCUCCCGGGACCUCACCCUGGGCGGCGUGAAGAAGAAAACCUUCACCCCCAACAUUAUUAGCAGGAAGAUCAAGGAAGAGCCCCGAGAGGAUGUCUCCGUCAAGAAGGAGAAGAAGGAGCGGGAGCGGGACCGGCAGCGCGACGGGCACGGCCGAGGCAGGGGCAGACCAGAGGUCAUCCAGUCCCACUCCAUCUUCGAGCAAGGCCCUGCCGAAAUGAUGAAGAAGAAAGCCGGCUCCUGGGACAAGACCGUGGACGUGUCGGACUUCGGCCCUUCCCACAUCAUCAACAUCAAGAAGGAGAAGAGGGAGACGGACGAGGAGACGAAGCAGAUCCUGCGCAUGCUGCAGAAGGACGACUUCCUCGACGACCCCGGCCUGAAGAACGACAUCCGCAACAAGCCGGUGCAGCUGCCCCUGGCCCACUCGGGCUGGCUCUUCAAGGAGGAGGCGGCCGAGCAGGAGGACGCUCAGCCCUGGCCCCCCGGCCCCAAGGAGGAGAAGAUGGAGGUGGACUUGGCAGCGGUGAAAGUGAAAGAAGAGCCGUGUGACAGCGAGGACCCCAAGGAGGCCCUGCCGGCGGCCAAGCCGGCGCAAGCCAGGGGCCCCCCCGGCUACCCCCGGGACAUCCCGGUGGCGGAGCUGCUGCAGCGGCUGAGCCUGUCGCAGGAGGAGGAGCUGCUCUUCCUGCAGCUGCCCGACACGCUGCCCGGGCAGCCGCCCACGCAGGACACCAAGCCCAUCAAGACGGAGCUGCAGAACGAGGAGGGGCAAGUGGUCGUGGUGAAGCAGGAGAAGAGCCAGGAGGCGAGGCAGGCGGAGAACACCUGCACCCUGGCCGACCUGCCGGAGGGGCAGGUGGGGAAACUGCUCAUCCGCAAGUCGGGAAAGGUGCAGCUGGUGCUGGGCAAGGUGACCCUGGACGUGACCAUGGGGACGCCCUGCUCCUUCCUGCAGGAGCUGGUGUCCGUCAGCAUUGGCGACAGCCGCACGGGCGAGAUGAUCGUGCUGGGCCACGUGAAGCACAAGCUGGUGUGUUCCCCGGACUUCGAAGCCCUGCUGGAGCACCGGCACCGGUAGCGAGGCGGGAGCGAUGGGUCCCCAGCCCCGUGCCGGCCCUCCCUCUCCGGGAGACCACGCGGUGCUCCGACCCUCCGGGCGUCUUUGGGAUGCAGAGAGGCGUCUUUUGCAAGCUCGGACAGGGGAUUGGGUCCUACUUCCUUCCCCGUGCGUGGCGCCGAUGCCGGCGUCUCCUCUGCUCCUCGAGGGAGCCGCACCAGGGCCGGGCUCCGGCUGCCUCCGCCGGGCCCACUGUCCCCAUUGCAGAUGGGGCAGGCGCCGUGGCUGUGCGCACAGGACCUCGUUCACGGAUUUCUGGCUCAGGGGCCGCGUGGGACCCGUGGCCACGGUCCCCCGCGGGCAGCCGGCCCCGCUGGGCUCUCUGGCAGCGUCCUGCGCCGCGCACGCGCCGGGUGCUGCCUCCCCUCCACGGGCUCGUGGGCGGUGAGAAAAGCAGAAUAAAAGUCUCCUUCCGCAUGCCUGGGGCUGCUCCCUGCUCCGGGCGCUCCCGGCACCGCUGCCAGCACCCCGCGCGCACCCGCCGCCUGCCCGACCGGUCGCAGAGAUCUGGUUUCGCCCCCUCCCCUCACCCCUGCUCGCGGCGCGCUCUGUUCUGGCACGAGCAGCUUACUCACCCGCCGCUCCCAGCACGCUUGCGAGAGCUCAUCCCUCGGGGGAGAGCUGCCCCGCUCCCUGCCUCAGUUUCCCCACCAGCAUCCCCCUUCCUCUCCGCAUGCUCCAGCCCCAGCACGGAAACCCACGGCAGGCGGCUGUUUUACCAGCAGCCUCGAGGAUGCGGGUGCUUUUUGGCAAACCUCGUGCACAGAGGCAUCGCUGCCUGGCGGCUGCAUCACCCUGUGUCCUUCCACGGCCUCGGGCACGGAUGCUCCUGAGGGCUUCGGGCCCUCCGCGACCUGCCCACCUCCGGAGCUGCUUUGGGAAAUGCAGGACAACCAUGUCCAGGGGAGCUGGGACUGAACACCUGCAACUGCCUCGGGGCUGGGGCCAGGGCUCGCUCCAAGCUGGCUUUGCUCUCGCCCAGUUGGGAGGACUGCCUGUCUUCCAGCUUAUUCCCUAGGAACAGCUCAGGGCCCGGGUACCACCGAGGGGAGGAAGAGCUCGAGGGCUGAAAAGCAAAAGAAGGGGGUCCUCUUCUGCUGAGCGUGAAGGGGAAAGGCCUCCUCGUCUCACGCCUUUUUAACUUUACUCCUGCAAAUUCACCUUGCCUAAAACCAGCGGGAGGGAGAGGAGAAUCCAUCAUCAUGUAGUUAAUGAGAAAUGUGCCAGGCCCCAGUUUCCAGUGUAAUGAUGUAACACUGAAAUCUGUGAACAAG